Molecule: messenger RNA, 687 nt
Organism: Prunus avium (sweet cherry)
Lineage: Eukaryota; Viridiplantae; Streptophyta; Magnoliopsida; Rosales; Rosaceae
Product: protein RADIALIS-like 3
Molecular function (GO): DNA-binding transcription factor activity
Source: RefSeq, a predicted model, not a curated record
AUUUCUUGCACAUAUACCAUCCCUAGCUUCCCCUAUAACCCUGCAAGCUACACAUAUGCACCUUUCUUCUUCCCCUUUUUCUUUAUUUACACAGCCCUUGAAACCUUUCCAUUAGUUGUAGAAGUUGCGUAAAUUAGUAUUUGACUAGCUUUGGGUUGUUUGAUUAAAUCAUUAAUGGGGUCCCUCCAAAAACACAACUCUUCCUGGACACCAAAACAGAACAAACUCUUUGAAAGAGCACUGGCCUUGUACGACAAGGAUACCCCGGAGCGGUGGCAAAAUGUGGCCAAGGCUGUUGGUGGGAAUAAAACAGCUGAGGAAGUCAAGAGGCACUAUGACAUCCUUCUAGAAGACCUCAGGCAAAUUGAGUCCGGCCACGUUCCUAUUCCCAACUACAAGUCCUCCUAUGGUGGUGGUGGUGGCGGCCGCGGCAGCAGCAGCAACAUUAAUGUUGAUGAAGAAGAAAGGCUUCUGAAGUAUCUUAAAUUGCAGUGAAGUCCAAGUCAAUUGCCACCUUUUCAUGAAAAGGUUGACUACAUGUCUCCCUAAAAUAAAAUGUCCCUCUUUAUAUGUUCCUCUCUCUCUCUCUCUCUCUCUCUCUCUCUCUCUCUCUCUCUCUCUCUCUCUCCACAGUGUAAUUGAUGUUCAAAAAAAGAGGUUAAUGAAAAUCUGAGGAAAAUUCAUAGA